AUGGCAACGAUUAAGGUUGUAAAAGCUCGUCAAAUCUUUGACAGUCGUGGAAAUCCCACCGUUGAAGCUGAUAUUGUGCUUUCUGAUGGAACCUUUGCUAGAGCUGCUGUUCCAAGUGGUGCUUCCACUGGUGUCUAUGAAGCUUUAGAGUUGAGGGAUGGAGGAUCAGAUUAUCUUGGGAAAGGUGUACUUAAGGCUGUAGAGAAUGUCAAUUCCAUCAUUGGACCAGCCUUGAUUGGCAAGGACCCAACGGAGCAGAACCAAAUUGAUAAUUUCAUGGUACAACAGCUUGAUGGAACUGUUAAUGAAUGGGGUUGGUGCAAACAGAAGCUUGGAGCAAAUGCUAUAUUGGCAGUGUCACUUGCUGUUUGCAAAGCAGGUGCUAUGGUCAAGAAGAUCCCUCUUUACCAGCACAUUGCAAAUCUUGCUGGAAACAAGACCUUGGUUUUGCCAGUACCUGCAUUCAAUGUCAUCAAUGGAGGUUCCCAUGCUGGCAAUAAACUGGCAAUGCAGGAAUUCAUGAUUCUCCCCGUUGGGGCAUCAUCUUUCAAGGAAGCCAUGAAAAUGGGUGUAGAAGUGUAUCAUCACCUGAAGUCUGUGAUUAAGAAGAAGUAUGGACAAGAUGCUACCAAUGUUGGUGAUGAAGGUGGCUUUGCUCCUAAUAUCCAGGAUAACAAAGAGGGUCUUGAACUGCUUAAGACAGCGAUCGCCAACGCUGGAUAUACUGGAAAGGUUGUGAUUGGGAUGGAUGUUGCUGCUUCAGAAUUCUAUAAUGAUAAGGACAAGACCUAUGAUUUGAAUUUCAAGGAAGAGAAUAAUGAUGGAUCUAAGAAGAUAUCUGGAGACAGUCUGAAGAAUGUGUACAAGUCAUUUGUGGCUGAUUAUCCAAUUGUGUCCAUUGAGGAUCCGUUUGAUCAAGAUGAUUGGGAACACUAUGCUAAGAUGACUGGGGAAAUUGGUGAGCAAGUGCAGAUUGUUGGUGAUGAUCUGCUUGUCACAAACCCCAAGCGUGUGGAGAAAGCAAUUAAGGAGAAGUCAUGCAAUGCCCUUCUAUUGAAGGUGAAUCAAAUUGGUUCUGUAACUGAAAGUAUUGAAGCUGUGAAAAUGUCUAAACAUGCUGGCUGGGGUGUCAUGGCAAGCCACAGAAGGGACAGAUCAAGACUGGGGCUCCUUGCAGAUCAGAACGCCUUGCAAAAUACAACCAGGAUAGAGGAAGAACUGGGUUCUGCAGCAGUCUAUGCAGGAGCAAAAUUCAGGGCACCGGUUGAACCUUACUAA
Molecule: messenger RNA, 1278 nt
Organism: Dovyalis caffra
Lineage: Eukaryota; Viridiplantae; Streptophyta; Magnoliopsida; Malpighiales; Salicaceae
Source: the annotation of a GenBank genome assembly